Messenger RNA from Strongylocentrotus purpuratus (purple sea urchin), 4117 nucleotides. It is a transcript of the gene rpusd2, whose product is annotated as RNA pseudouridylate synthase domain-containing protein 2. Gene Ontology annotation, biological process: pseudouridine synthesis. The record is from RefSeq and is a predicted model, not a curated record. NCBI's taxonomy places the organism in Eukaryota, Metazoa, Echinodermata, Echinoidea, Camarodonta, Strongylocentrotidae. The coding region runs from base 145 to 2157 and encodes 670 amino acids. Gene Ontology annotation, molecular function: pseudouridine synthase activity; RNA binding. The transcript is spliced from 11 exons.
UCGAGUUCAACGACCUUUCACUGUGAAGCAAGAUGGCGACCUCCAUGUUCAUUUUUGUGGUGUGAGGCACGUGAUUAUACUAUCCAGUUUUUCCGUGCAGACGAUGAUGAUGAUGAGUUAGGAUUCUUACCAGUGCUUUUGAAAAUGUACUGUAGGUAUACAAAUAAGAAUAUCUUUACAGAAAAGGGUGUUAUUCUACCAUUAGUUCGAUCUCUUAGUGGCGAGUUUGUUCACCAGUCCCACUUGCGACGUCUGGUGUUGUAUUCUAAAGUUGACAUUCAAAAUCGUAAAGGAAUUCAAGCACAUCGUUUCUGCCUGGUAAGAAAUCUUGUUCAUCAGGACCACAUCAUGCCGAAGAGAAAAAGCAAGAACUCAAACCAUCCUCAGAAGAUCAAAAAAUUUGCACAUGAGCAGCAGUUCGAGGGUGUGGAGUACUACUUUGAAAAUGGAUUAAGAAAGAUCAAGCCGUAUGUUUACAAGUUUGAAUGUUAUGCUAAAGGACGAUGGUUUGGCAGCAAACUUCUGGAUGUCUUCAAAAAAGAGUUUAGGUUGGAGUCAGCUGAAUAUUAUGAAACAGCAAUCCAUGAAGGACUGAUCAGAGUGAACAAAGGCAAGGCAUCCCCGGAUCUGAUCUUAAAGAACAAUGAUUUCAUGCAAUCUAAGGUUCAUAGACAUGAACCACCGGUAUCGGGAGAACCAAUCCAGGUCAUAGCAGAUACACAAGAUUAUCUUGUCAUCAAUAAACCAUCUUCGAUACCGGUUCAUCCGUGUGGGAAGUAUAGACAUAAUACCAUAGUAUUCAUCCUGGGCAAAGAUUAUGGAUUCAAAGGCCUUCAUACAAUUCACCGUUUGGAUAGACUCACUUCUGGACUCCUUCUUUUUGCAAGAACACUUCAGGUAUCUCAUCGCCUAGAUGCCUACGUCAGAGAAAGAAAGCUAGAGAAGACUUAUGUGUGUAAAGCCCAUGGAGAGUUUCCAAGUACACCUGUAGUCUGUGAGGAACCAAUCUUUAUAGUAUCUCACAAGAUUGGUGUUUGUAGAGUAAAGGAGGAUGGGAAGCCUUGUAAGACAAGAUUUGAAAGACUCAGCUACGAUGGAGAAACCAGUAUCAUCAAAUGUCAUCCCCACACUGGUCGAAUGCAUCAGAUCCGUGUGCAUCUUCAGUACCUAGGCUUUCCCAUCAUCAAUGAUCCUCUCUAUAAUAACACUGUCUGGGGUCAGCAUAGAGGCAGGGGAGGAAACAACCAACUUACCGAUGAACAGCUUCUGAAGGACUUAAUAGACCAGCAUGACAUAGAUAUAGAUUCUGCAUUAGAGAAGGCACGACUCCAGGCACUCAUCAACAAACCAAAGGUUACCAGCCACAUAGACACAGCUAGACCUGAGGAUGCAUCCCUCACUCCAGGAUCACAGGAACCAUCAAAGGAUGCGGUCAUCAAUACAAAGGAUGUUAGGACAUCAGGCACAUUCAUUCCAAGCACAAAUGAGUCUGACCAAGUACAUCUGUCAGUAGCAAGCAUAACGCACUGUGCAACAACUACAGAGGAACUUGGAGAAGAUACUGCAGUGGAAAUCACAAGCAAUAGCCAUGUAGAAUGUAGUCCACUAGGUGAUCCUCCAGCAACCGUCAGCAGCUCUAUGGGUGUCACUGAUGAAGUAACCAAGGCAUGUCCAUCUGAUAAGGAUGAUAAGGGCAUCGUUGGAAAUGGUCGCACAUCUAUCAAUAGUUCAAGUAUGGGUAACAGCAACAUCUUUGGCAAUCCAGGAAUGGUAGAGCGUUCACAUGACAAAACCAGGACGAGUACUGAGGAAGUAUGCAGGAGCAUGUCUUCUGCAACCAGUGAUGCUAUGAAGGAUAAGGAUGAUGAUGCUGUGAGGGAAGUCCAAGAUGUUGAGAGUACAGAGACGAGGACGUUUUCGGAUGUUGGGAAUAUCAAGGAUGACUGUAACGAGGAGAGUUUGAUUGAUGAGAGGACGGACAAACUUGCUGUUUCUCUCUGUCGGGAAUGUCGUGAUCCGAUGCCAGACCCUGAACCUGAUGAGAUGUUGAUCUACUUACAUGCUCUCACAUACAAAGGUCCAGACUUUGAGUUCAGUGCACCUAUGCCAGCUUGGGCUCAAGAACACUUUGAACGUACAGGCACUAAAUACUCCUAAAGGGAAACACUAUCAUCACGUUUGGGAAACAUCUUUUAUGAGCAGGAAUGCCAUUAAAAAAACAAACUAUUACAUCAUUUUCUCCAGGUGCAAAUCUUAAUGGUGCAUUUGACGUAUCUGUGAUCACAGAUGUCUUUGACAUAUGAGAAUGAUUUUAUGAGAACUGCAUUUAGUCAACACUAACAGGUAUUCAGGACUCGUCUUUUUAAAACCUAACCUAGCCAUCCUAGCGCUGCAUAUUAAUAUUUGCAUAUAUGAAUAUUUGCGUUGGUACGGUAUGGUGGAGAUCAAAAUAAAAACCGGCCAGAUUCUGGUCUAACCAGUAUGUCGCAAUGAUUAUGGACAAGUUACGACCUUAGUAGUCAUUCGUUUUACAGUAAGCCUCCCAAUUUUCUCGCAAUGUCAUUUAUUUUAAGUAAACAUAGCUUUACACUUGUAAUUUUUGUAUGAAAUCCCAUUAUUUGAUAAAUUAUCGCAUCAGAUUCUGUCUGCGUGCAUAUCAUGAAUAUGUAAGACUAGCGCAUGACGUAUAGGUUCCUAUUGAGCCAAUCAAAUGCAGCGGUAGGAUGGCUAGGUUAGGUUUUAAAAAAGAGGCAUCCAAGACGCAUUGGUGCCCAAGAUCUAGGUUCAGAGAUUUCUACAUAAAUAGUCAAGCAGUUCAUCCCAAUGUCACAGAGCUCAGGCUACACUGAAAAGUGAUAUUAAAUGAUCAGUUCGUGAUGUUUACUUUAUGUAAGAAUCAAUUGAUAUGAAUCCACCAUUCCACACAUAUAAAGAAAUAAUUGAAAGUUCUGUGUUACACCGAUCUGAUUACAUGCUCUUGAUUACCUGUAUGUUGACAAAGCACUCUGGCAGUGCCUACCUCAAUGGGCAUGAAGCAAAUUUAUUGAAGGGGAGGGGGUCCUUUACAAAUAGUGUUUUUCUAACUACCAGCCAGCCCCCCCCCCCCCCCCUCCAUUGUGCAUUUGUGUACAAUAUGUGAAUUCUUGCAAUAUAGUUCAUACAAUUAUAUUACUGUGUAAUUUAAACCUCCUUUGGUAUAGUGUCAGGUAGUGUAGUGGCACAAGAACAAGAAGAUGCUUCUGUAACGUGAUUGUUUGCUACAAUUUUUUUUUAGGGGGGGGAUCUUAAAGUUCAGUAUUAUUGAGUGUAAAUCAAGUCGGUAGAGGAACUGUACAGUGUACAUCCUAAUACUAUGCUUCUCCCUGUAUGAAUUGACAUGAUUUUCCACAAUAUUCCUAUCUGAAUGCAUAUUUAAAUACCUCCAAGCUGCGUUUGUACUUAUUUUUGUCCAACAUGUUCAUUUAAAUAUGCAUGACAUGUAUUAAUUCCUCAUGAAUAUUUCCUCCCUUUUUCCACAUGUCUAUUUCUGUUUGUUCUUUUUGCAAAAAUAUGAAAUAGAAAAGAUCAAAUAAAGACUCUAAAACACCCCACAACAUUUUCAUAGAAUUGGUCAUCAUUUUAAUUUUGAAUUAUUGUCCAUAACUUUGAGGUUCAAAGAUUUAUCAAGUACAAUGGUUUGGCAGUAUAUCAGUCUUAUACUUAUAUUUUAUAACAUUGCUAUAGUUUUUGUAACCUUAAACUGUUUACACCAGAAGCACUGCCAAAAAAUGAAAUAAGAACUGUUUUUAAUUAUUUCAACUUUUUGACAGAUCUUUAAAAUAAAAAAGCAAAUCUUUCCUGAGUUAUUAAGAAAGACACACAUGUAGUUUCAAAUUAACUAUUGACGGUAUGUCGUAGCUGCAGCUAUCUUGAGCUGUAGAGAGAUGUCACUUUCUCCAUGAUCAUACAAAAACUCAGAAAUAAAAAAAAACACUGAGUUGGCCCUUAUUUGUGAAAUGGAAUUAUCAACCUGGUUCAUCUUGGUACACUGUUCUAUAAUGUCAAGUGCCAACCAUUGUAUGAUCCUGUAACAAAAUAAAAGUACAAAAUGAUUAUAGUCAUAGAAUGAAAACAGGAA